CUUAUCUCACACUGCUUACGCCAGUUUUUGUGAAAAACAUUCCCUGUGAUUUUUAACUUUUCCCUAAUCCUUUUUUUCAUAAGUGCUCCUCUCAAAUGAAGCUCUCUCGGAGAAUGCGAUAACUUUAAAGAAGUGUGAUUCUUCGUGUAAACAGUGAAUUCCUCCUAUUGUAAGAAUCGUACCUAAUUAAGUGUGUAUUGUGGUUUCAUCAUGUAUCGAGGUACAAGGAAUUCCAUUUUACAGUAUUGUGAACCACCAAAAAGAGGAACCUUUUCAAUGGUGACUGUGCUAGGAUUUGCUAUAGCCACGAUUUUUCUCGCGUACUUAUCUUUUGGAAGCAGUCCCAAAGCGGAGCCUACCCUGCGCUUCGUCAGCAUUGUACAUAGACAUGGUGAAAGAGUACCCACUUUUACAUACCCGUUGGAUCCCUUUCAAAAUGAAUCUUUCUGGUCAGAAGGGAAAGGGCAAUUGAUGAACAUAGGUAAGCUCAAUAUUUAUGAGCUGGGAAAAUUUUUGCGGAGCCGCUAUGAUGGUUUUAUUCCGGCAAAAUACAAAUCCUCUCACAUUCAUGUUCGUUCAACCUAUGCUGAUCGAUGUAUCAUGAGUGCCCAAGUUCUACUAGCAGGAUUAUACCCUCCUGUUGACAGUCAGAUUUGGAAUAAGGAUCUUCUGUGGCAACCUAUUCCUGUACAUUCUGUUCCAAGGAAUAUGGAUAAUGUUUUAAUCUGUGGCACAACACCUUGCCCAUUGUUUGUGAAAGAAAAGGCAGCUGUUGUGAACAGCUCAAUACAGAAAAUGAUGGAUGAGCAUCGACAAUUAAUUGAUCAUCUGUCCAAAAUGACAGGUGUGGAAAUGAAAAGUGUUAUGGAUAUUGAGUUACUCUAUGAUAAUCUACUAAUUGCGGAAGAGCAAGGGUAUAAACUUCCUGAAUGGACCCAUGGUAUCUAUCCUGACAAACUGAAACCAUUUGCCAUGGCAUCGCUAUCUGUAUUUUCAGAAACACCAACUUUAAAGAAGUUAUGUUCAGGGCUUCUAAUACAUGAGAUCAUUACAAACAUGAAAAAUAAGACGAGUUCAGCCGACUUUGACCGUCUUUUAACAUUAUAUUCGGCACAUGAUCUGACCGUACUUUCUCUGUGGCGAAGUUUAGGUGUAGUUCAAGAAGUACCAAAACCUAAUUAUGGUGCUACUUUCAUCAUUGAACUACAUCAGAUGAGUAACAAGUAUUUUGUAAAGUUGUUGUACAAGAACCAUGCUCUGGACAAAGAACUGACUGUCCUGAAUAUUGAAGGCUGUGAUAGUGUCCAUGACGGGAUGUGCGAUCUUGAUCAUUUUGCCACUGCUCUAAAAUCUGUCAGCAUUAGUAACUAUGACCAAGAAUGUAAUAAAUAACUGAAAUCGUAAGUAAUCGAUAUUGAGUAAUAAUAAUGGUAACUGAAAAAUUUCAUUUCCGCACCUAUCUACCAUUCAAGUAUUAUAGCGCACAUUCUAAGGAGAUGGGUCUGCUAUAUUUCAUAUUAGAAACAAAAGUGUGAUGCAAAGUGCCUUACAGUGGGAAAUGAGGUACAUAUAAAAAGUACUUAGAUGAACUAAACUGUGUUUUGUAAUCAGGUCUCUGAAUGAUAGUUUAAUGUCCUAUUUUUCCUGCUGCUUUGUCAAUAGUACAUCUAAAAUUGUCCGUCAUACAGUUAUAAAGUCAUGUUCAAAAUUCUGCAGCCAACUUUACGCAAAGGAGAAAGAUUUUUUGUGUCUCCAUAAAUAUUUUUUUCUCUCUUUAUUUUUUAAAUUUUAAGUCAUAUCAACUGCUCUUUUUAAUCAUUGAACUUAAGAUUAUUAGAUCUGAUACCACAUGACCCCAUUUGAAUCAUCAUUUUCAGCAAAUGGUAUGAUCAAUUUCGUAUGUGCUUGCUCAGCCACGAUGAAGCUAAAAGUGCUCUCUUUGAAAUUAUCAUCUUAGCUUCUUGUAAUUUCCAACGCGCAUCUCACCAAGUAAAGUAUCUCAAAAGUAUUAAUGUUAAAUUUGCAUUUAUUGAUACGCGAUUAAAUCAGCUUGCCCAUCGGUGUGAUUUUCAAGUUUUUGACCGAAUAGUACGCAGACUGGGCAAUUAUUUCUACAUGACAGAAUGCAUAUACCUGAGUCUUUCAUCAUUGUAGGAAAUGGGUUUUAAUGUAGUGUGAAUUAAUAUUUUUUCCAUUGAUUUAACAGAGAUUAAUGAUCUCAGUGUCAUUCUCAGUUGCUCUGCUCAAGUUAAAAGUAUGAAUGUGAGUGGGUAUGAAGCACCUCUCACAUGAGAGACAGAAGUAGCCAUUAUGUCUAAAUAACAUUGUUAGGAACAACUACCAAUGGCUAUGGUACAAUGUCAGCAAUUCUGUCACUAAUGUAAGAUUAGUGACAAUGUUAGGUUUAGUGUAAGGUUAGUAAUGUGUGAUUAGUGAAAGUAAGAAAACAAGUUUAUAUGUAAUUUCCUCAUUAAACAGUCUUCCAUUAGUUUUUAUUGAUGUUCGUCCAAUCAAUUACAUGUAAAUAAUAGUUAUUAAAAAUGCUGUGAGAAAUUAUGCUUUAGGAAGCUGUCAGAGGACUAGUUGGAAUAGUCAAGUUUCCUAUUCGAAAAAGGAUAAUGUGUAUGUAAAAAAAUAACACAGGCCCAAAAAAAAAGGAGAAAAGGCGAAGUAUGGAUGGAUGAAGGAGAUGAACCAAGGCCAUUUUUAAAUCAGCACGAUGAUACACACAAUAAUUAUCCACUCCAAGUUCAGCUUCUUUUUUAGUGCAGACCUGAGAAUUUUACGAACACAUAUCAACCCCCAUUUUGACAUUCCGAGUCUAUGACUAUCUUGCAGCUGUAAACCUCAAUUCUAGCUUUUGUUUUGUGCCAAUGAGAAUGUAAAUCAAAUGAUUAAAUAAGACAUUUUGUUCACUUUUACUCGUUUUAUCAAUUAACUUUUUAAGAAAUUGUUCAAUUUUAAUCAAUGAAUAAGUUUUAUUUUAUACAAUUUUUUAUCAUGUUCAAUUUUUCUAUUUUCGUUAGGUAUUUUUAGUCUGAUGCAAACCACUGGAUUAUACAACUGUUGUAAUAUAGAAAAUAAGACCGCAAAAAUGUGUAGUGGCUGUUUUUUUUUUCUAUUUACAGCAACUGAUAAGUUCGAUGCACAGAUUACUUUGAUUUUUUGGGACCCUUUAACUUCUUUAAUUUAUUGAUGAGAAGUUGAUAAAUUCAGCCAACUUAAGCUGAAGCUCCAGGAAACCAGUUUUAUUCAUGUCACCUAGUCUAGAAAAAAUUUUUUCAACCACUUACUCAAUAUAAUGAGAAAAAUGGAUUGUUCGAGAUUGAACAUAUUUUCUUAAUGAUGGUGUCUAACGAUGAGUGUACCUGUCAAACUACCCCCAUUAUUUGUUUUGAAGAUUUUUGCAUUUAUUAGUUUUAUUUGUUUUUGAAUCUACCAAUAAACUGUUUUUAUCAUUUUCACA
Bemisia tabaci is the source of this 3466-nucleotide messenger RNA. Its product is annotated as prostatic acid phosphatase. The record is from RefSeq and is a predicted model, not a curated record. Gene Ontology annotation, molecular function: phosphatase activity. Lineage: Eukaryota; Metazoa; Arthropoda; Insecta; Hemiptera; Aleyrodidae. Gene Ontology annotation, biological process: dephosphorylation.